Papaver somniferum (opium poppy) is the source of this 1224-nucleotide messenger RNA. RefSeq names its product rhomboid-like protein 11, chloroplastic. Lineage: Eukaryota; Viridiplantae; Streptophyta; Magnoliopsida; Ranunculales; Papaveraceae. The transcript has 8 exons. Gene Ontology annotation, molecular function: serine-type endopeptidase activity. Gene Ontology annotation, cellular component: membrane. Bases 150 to 1058 code for a protein of 302 amino acids. The record is from RefSeq and is a predicted model, not a curated record.
UAAAGCUUCUAGAUUGAAUGAAAGGCUACCUAUUGACUCUCUUGGUCUCCAAUGAAGCAACUGUAUAGGUUCAUCUAUAUGUAACCCCCUAUUCUAUCUUCAUCAUUCUCUUUUGUUUGAUCAAACCCCAAACUUUUCAAUAAGAUAAGAUGUUUAAGGAGUACAAAUCACAUUCAAAUUCAACAUGUUUUGUGGUUGAUCCGGGUAAGCAAUUUGCAAUUUGGGCUGGUUACGUGGUUGCAUUCGAUCAAAUUGCAAGAGCCAUUUCCUUUCGAUCACUUGAUGCUGAAAGGCGAUUCAGGAGUAGAUUCGAAACCAAAGUUUUUCUAAGCAUAAUUCCUUUGGCUUUCUUGUUCGACUUGGCAAUUUGUGAAUAUACGCAACUUCUGGAAUUUGAAUGGCCGGGCAAGAAACUAGAUGGUGUGAAUGGGAUAUAUUGGAUUUUAGCUAUUCACUUGGGAAUAUAUGCGGUGGAUUAUCUGUCCGAGCCGAGGUUGAUCAAAGCACUAAAAUUGGACCACAGUAAUCCUGUUUUGUACCAGUUUGUGACUGCAGGGUUUUGUCAUUCUAGCUGGCGGCAUCUCAUCACCAACCUAUUUUACUUGCUGAUAUAUGGGAAGCUUGUAGAGGAGGAGGUUGGAAGCUUCGCACUGUGGGUAUGUUAUAUUCUGACAGGGGUUGGGGGUUUCAUUACGGCAUGGUUGAUUCUCCCAAAAAAGACAAUAUCUGUUGGAGCCUCUGAUGCUGUAUACGGCCUCUUUGCUAUUAGUCUUUUUGUCAAGAUGCAUUUUGAAUGGACGGUUAUGCUUGAAAAGCUCGUAAUGAUUUGCGUCUUCGUGCCAAAGGUGUGGGGAGAACUAAAGAAUUCAGGGUUGUUGGAUGCUAUCAACAACGGUCAUAGAUGGGUCCCAGUCGGUCACUUUUUUCACGUGGCAGGUGCUCUCACGGGGUUGGGUUUGGUAUGCUUCCGUGCCAGGUAUCCAGAAGUCCAUCAUACUCAUAGCCUUUCGGUCAAGAGGCGUUACAUCUCCUUACAUCGGUCAAGAUUAAGGGUGUAACUAAUGGCACACGGACAGGGACGGAGGGAAAGAGGACCCCGCUUGUUUUUGAAAUUUUAUCAAAAUAGGCUUAAGUUUUUGUAAUUUACCUGCCUUGUAGGGGCAAAUAUGUAUGGUGAUAUCAAAAUUCUAUUUAACGGGGGUAAAAUUGUUAUGAACUUAAUAA